Cucurbita maxima (winter squash) is the source of this 1321-nucleotide messenger RNA. Its product is annotated as alcohol dehydrogenase 1-like. Gene Ontology annotation, cellular component: cytosol. Lineage: Eukaryota; Viridiplantae; Streptophyta; Magnoliopsida; Cucurbitales; Cucurbitaceae. The transcript is spliced from 8 exons. Gene Ontology annotation, molecular function: zinc ion binding; S-(hydroxymethyl)glutathione dehydrogenase [NAD(P)+] activity. Gene Ontology annotation, biological process: formaldehyde catabolic process. Bases 85 to 1227 code for a protein of 380 amino acids. The record is from RefSeq and is a predicted model, not a curated record.
UGUUCCUCAAUUCAACCCACCAAACACACAAAUCCAUUUACUCUCAUUCCAUCAAACAUUCUGUUCUUCAACCAAAAUCCGACCAUGUCAUCCACUGUCGGUCAAGUCAUCAAAUGCAAGGCUGCUGUUGCAUGGGAGGCCGGAAAGCCACUGGUGAUCGAGGAAGUGGAAGUGGCACCACCGCAGGCCAAUGAAGUCCGAUUGAGGAUCCUCUUCACAUCUCUCUGCCACACCGAUGUUUAUUUCUGGGAAGCCAAGGGUCAAGCCCCGUUGUUCCCUCGCAUCUUUGGACAUGAAGCUGGAGGUAUUGUUGAGAGUGUUGGAGAAGGAGUCACAAAUCUUAAACCAGGAGACCAUGUUCUUCCUAUUUUCACUGGUGAAUGUGGGGAUUGUCGCCAUUGCCAGUCGGAAGAGAGCAACCUGUGUGAUCUUCUUCGUAUCAACACUGAUCGUGGAGUUAUGCUCAAUGAUGGCAAGACCAGAUUCUCCAUUAAUGGACAGCCCAUUUAUCACUUCGUUGGAACCUCCACUUUCAGUGAAUACACUGUUAUUCACGUUGGCUGUUUAGCCAAGAUCAACCCAGCUGCCCCUCUCGACAAAGUCUGUGUUCUUAGCUGCGGCAUUUCCACAGGUCUUGGUGCCACUUUGAAUGUUGCAAAGCCUACAAAGGGUUCAUCUGUUGCUAUCUUUGGACUUGGAGCUGUUGGCCUCGCUGCGGCUGAAGGAGCAAGAAUUGCCGGAGCAUCCAGGAUCAUUGGUGUUGAUCUGAACCCAGCUCGAUUCGAAGAAGCGAGGAAAUUCGGAUGCAAUGAGUUUUUGAAUCCAAGGGAUUACAAGAGGCCAGUUCAAGAGGUGAUAGCAGAGAUGACAGACGGAGGUGUCGACCGGAGUGUGGAAUGCACCGGAAGCAUUCAUGCGAUGAUCUCAGCCUUCGAAUGCGUUCACGACGGGUGGGGUGUUGCAGUACUAGUGGGAGUACCAAGCAGAGACGACGCAUUCAAAACUCAUCCCAUGAAGCUCCUGAACGAGAGGACUCUAAAGGGUACCUUCUUCGGCAACUACAAGCCCCGAUCCGACAUUCCCGGAGUGGUCGAGAAGUACAUGAACCAGGAGCUGGAGUUGGAGAAGUUCAUCACACAUACAGUGCCGUUUUCUGAGAUCAACAAGGCAUUCGAUUACAUGCUGAAGGGGGAGUCGAUUCGAUGCAUUAUUCGAAUGGAUGUGUGAUUGAUGAUGAUAUGAGUUCAUAAGUUUUGUGGGUUUGGUUUAAGGCGUGGGAAUAAUAAGAUUACGACUCAAAUGGAGAGAUGUCUCUGUUUUC